Molecule: messenger RNA, 4992 nt
Organism: Hyla sarda
Lineage: Eukaryota; Metazoa; Chordata; Amphibia; Anura; Hylidae
Product: dynein axonemal assembly factor 8-like
Exons: 31
Coding region: 176-4786 (1536 amino acids)
Source: RefSeq, a predicted model, not a curated record
GCAUCUUCUUACACCUGUAGAUAUUGAACAGGUGGGCGUGUCAUGGUUAUCUGGGCGGGGCCGUGCCCGGUGGCCUGAAGGAACGCAUACAGUGACAGCCGGUAUUACGGUGGACCGCGACUUUUAUGCUGAGGAGCCGAAAGGGUCUUUAGCACAGUCUGUCAAGUUCACACAAAUGGCUUCUAGAGAAAACCGACAUAUGCUCUGCACCUCCCGUGAUGGGCGGCCUGGAGCACACGGGCUGGAGUCGUUCCUCUCUUCUGUGAACGCGCCGUCCCUAGAUUCUGAGGAUAGCUCCCAGUCUGACCUGGACUCUGAUGAUGUGGAGAUUUUUCAGAGAGUUGACUGCCACGUAUCUGAUGUGUCUGAAGAUGAGGAGGACUAUUUUGUUUUGCCUGCAGCAGAGAUUGGCCAAACAGGUGCCGUAGUGGCAUCAAAUAGUAUUAAACCAGAAAAUAUUCCAGAUGUGCCAUGUCCUUCAUCAGAUUGUCCUACUACAUCCUGCACGAACAUUGAUGUGACCAAAGAAGACCCAACACCUGAAGCUCCUUCACAGACUGACGGGGUGGAUGCACUGCCACCAAGUGCUGUCUCUACAAAGCUGGAUAAUGCUGAAAGCAGAGAUGAAGAAUGUCUUAGAAAUGGUCAAAAAGAUUAUAAUCUCCCUCCGAAGGACGAAGAAUGCUUCCCAUUGCCGUCCCUACAGCUGAUCGAUCAGGAGGAUUUAGAGACAAUCCUUCAACAACUGACAGACGAGGUCAGAUUGCCGAUCUCCGCACAGGAUCCCGAAGAAGCAGUGCCCCCGUACAUGGAGAACAACUCGAAGAAACGACAAGAACAGAUCAUGGAGCAGCUGGCUGAAUUCAGUGCCAGGCAAUCCCAGGCCAGGACUUCAGAUCAGUUUCUUAAAGGAGAACAUGAAGCAGUCAACCCCGAUAGCUGUAACAGACCGUAUGUAAACGAGAAGAAAAUCAGCAAUGUGCAUAAAGGGAGACCCGGCGAGAAUAUCCCUACAGUCUUUAUAGACUUAAGAGACACUUCAUCCAGUCCAAGCCUGAUGACUGGUAGAGACCACAGCGGGGGAGAACCAGCGCAGAAGAACCUGCAGAGAGCAGAUGUGUCGCAGUCAGUGUACACUGGUAAAAGUGCAUUGCUGCGACAGCUCCACAAUAACAAGACCAAACCUUGUUCAUCACCUCCUGACCCUGAUCCUCAGCAGCCUGUCACUGGUGGUCCAGGACCCCCCAAAAAGAUCAGAUCUCGUCUCGAGCAGCGACAGAACAUCAGGGUGGAUGUCAGUCCGUGCAGCCUUCAGGACAAAGGAGAAAUACCAGAAAGGGACGGCAGCUUUAAAGGAGAAGAUACAAAAGAUGAUAGUCCAAGUAUUAAGGAUGAGGAGGCCAGAAAGACGCAAGAAAGCUGCAGCAGCACAGAGCAGCAGUUACAGAAGGAAAAGCAAUAUAGGGAAAAGAAGAGCAGACAGAAUAUGCAGAGCCGGCUGGAGGGGAUGAAGCCUCGAAGCUCGAUGAGCGGUUCCCAGCCAAUGGCAGAGCAAACACCAGUGUUAUUCCAUCUGGAAGCCUCCUAUGGCCCAGAGAUUGAGACAUUACCAGCGAGCAGCGAAGAGGAUAUUUUACUCCUCACUAUCUGGCUGUCCAGCUGCGGGCAGGUUCUCACACCAGGACAACACAUCAGUCGCUCAGCACUUUCGGCCCUCUCAAUGGCCAAUGCUUACAACGCUCUUCUGGUCUGGCUGGUCUCCUUGGUUGCUCCAUUAAAUCCCCAUUAUGAGGGUGAUGCCCCCUUCCAGGUACUAGGACUUCAGCAGAUGUGGCGGGAAGAAGGGUUGGCACUGUAUGCGUGUGUGUCACCACGACAAGUAUCUGACCACAAAUGUACCAAGAAUCGAAAACACAAGGGCAAAGAAGACUUUCGGGGGACAUCCAGUUUUUACCAACAAGUGUCUCUGUUUCUGUCACACCACACGCUGCAGAGCGUCACCCGCUGGAAGGAGAACGUCAUACAGCAGCUGCAGGGACAGCUCUUCCCUCUAAACCUGGAAGUUCCAGCUACAAAGUUAAGCAGCAUAGUAAUGGUGAACCCUGACCCUCAGGCAGUGCCGAAAGUUUUCUCCUCACCCGCUGGAUUCUUCUGGCAAAUGCUGGAGACUGAGGAGAAGCUGAGUCCUCUGGCCCCAGAACUCUUCCAGGAUGGUGACAUUCAGGUAGUUCCGGUCAUAAUGUACGAUACCCUGAUACAAGAUCCUGUUGCUUUUCACCAUGCCUUACACCUCAUUCUCACAUCAGGGUUGGAUAUAUGUGGAAUAAGAUUGCUGUACCCAGAAGCCUCUGCACUACGAUCCAGUAUAUAUACCAUUCCUUCCUCCUAUGUUGGAGGAGAUGGUAAAACCUUACCCGUCCUGGCUAUGGCACUGCGGGGGUACCAUGCAGGCAAGACGUGGGAAAGCAUAUCUGGCCCUUGUGAUCCACAGCUGGCCCGUCGGACAGACCAGAACUCACUGAGCGCCCUCUAUGGUCUCACCAGAGAUUCUCCACUCCUGCAUUACUCCCGCACCUCAAGCAACAUAUUGAGGGACCUCAGUCUGUGGUUUGGUGGCAGAAUAUCCAGUAGUGGUAUCCUUCAUUCUAGGAUUUCAUAUCCAUCAGGAAGGAACAAGCCACCCAGAUCUCAGAGCCCGAUGGAAAGUCAGUGCUGUCCUCCUGCACAUCUGACAGCCACCACUAGGGGUGAUAUUUUUUUGGUGGUCUCUCCAGUCGUACCUCCAUGUGCCUAUGGAGACAUCAUUGACACCUGCUGCCAGCGGGGAUUUAUCAUUCAUGGUAUCCGGCGCCUCCAUCUUUCUGGUAAACGAGGAGCUAUGUUGAGCAUGUCUCCCGCCCAGAUGUCUUUCUUUUGCCUAUAUAAACCAUCAACCCAGCAAGAGGAGAAGAUGAACUCCGUUCCUGCACCGCACCUCCACUGCUUGCUGCUCCUCCUCAGAAAGGAAAACGCAGGACAUCAUAUACCAGCGCUCCUCCAAGGGUUAAUGAAUGACCUGGCCGAGCAGGGACUCCUGGGAGUAAUGCGGUCCAACAUACUUUGUCCUGAAGAUCUUGAUCACACUUUAUGUUUCCAUGCGGUGCCUUUUUCUGACAGUCUACUGCAAAACCUGGGUGGAAACUUGCACUCCGUACCAGACUCCAGCACAGUGUGGCACAUGCAGUCCAGGCAGCCUUUCAGUUUUGACCCGGAAGUCGAACAAGUUGUAGUUCUGACUGUUAGCGGCAGACAGGCCCUGCAGAAAGCUGGACACUUCUUGCGUCAGAUCCUUAGACCGAAGCCCAAAAUACAAGAGAAAAGAGCAGGAACUGGGUUUCAAGGUUUUGAGCUCCUGGGUCUGAAGUGGAUGCCUUCCCUAAGUUGGGCCCAGGCUACAGCGCUCACCCCAUAUGAGGUCGGGGACCACGCUUGGCAGAAGAGUGUGGACCAGCUCGCCUCCAACCCAGCCCUUGUGUGUGCUCUGCGCCGCGUCCAGGCCUUCUCCACCCUAGCAAACACCAUCAAAGAGCUUGUUCCAGUCACUGCAAAACAACCAGUGCAGUUCAUCAUGUCUGCCACCCCUGAAGUUACUUUUCGUCAGGCUGUCCACUUUUUCACAGAAAGAGACUUAGUGUCUGACUCCCAAAGUCGACCUGUUCUGAAAUACAUCGCUCCUCCUGGGAUCCACUGCAGGUCAGAAGGUGGAGGGGAGCACAGGGGGCCGACUGAGUCCAUAUUCACAUACAUGCUGUCAGGUCCUCCUCCGUUGUACACGGUUCUCCUCCUUAAGCCGGGAUCCUGGAGCGGUCACCUGGGGAGGAUCUUGCGCAAGAUUGAGCUGCAGAGGUUUGCCCUGGUGGGAAUGAAGCUGGUGACACUGACAACAGAUGAUUCAUUCCAGAUCAUCCCCACUGAAGCCAAAGAGGAGAAACAAAUCUGCCAAGCCCACUGCGACUACCUGACCUCAGCCCCGUCCCUUGUGUUGUGUCUCCAGAGGAUCAAUGCUGUCCUUAAACUUCUAGAUCUCCUGGGCCCAGAUGAUCCACAACUGUGUAAAGCUCAAGACCAAUUCCUCUGGAGAGCGCAGUAUGGCACAAACCCUGUGCAGAACGCCAUGUACGGUUCUCCCUCUUACAAGGCUGCCAUCCAGGAGAUAAAGCGUUUUUUUCCUGACGGUCUCGUGUCUGAUCCCCAGUCCAUUGUUCUACAAGCAGAACAGGUCCCCAGGAUGACACAUGACUCCAUAUUUGACAGCAGAACAAAGAGACAAGCUGUGAAGAAUCAGCGCUGCAGCAGCGGACUGUCCCUGGAUACAGGCUCGCCGUUCACCAGCGCCUUGUGUCAGACCACCUGCCUGCUGUUCCCUUCUCGCACACUAGGUGGUUCCUCACCAGCGUACAUCCGAGGACUGGAACGGCUGAGCAGCAGAUCGUUCCGCAUCACUGGGGCGCGGCUCGCCGUGUUUGACCUAUCACAGGCUCAGUUUGUGGCGGAGCUGUACAGUCUGCAGGAUAGCCUCUCUGCUGAGUUCAAGGCGGAGAUCGCGGGCCCCUGUCUGCUGGUAGCCGCCCAGCGGGACAACGCCGUGACCUGUUUCCACUCGCUAAUGGCCAGCGACGAUCUGCAGAAAGACCAGAAGUGUCCGGCGUCCAUCCUGAGCCCCGACAGCCAGCGGCAGGCCGUCAGGAUGAUCAGCUGCUUUUUUGAUUCACUGACCCCUGACAGCAUUUACCAAAUCGUGCCUUAAUUUUCCCCGAGAAGAGGAGGUCGCGGUUUCCCGGAUUCCUUCAAUGACAAGGUUCAAUGUCGCCCUGAGAGCCUUGCGGGGGGAUAUUCGUAUAGGAACUUAACCAUUUGAGAGAUGGAAGCCUACAUAGACUUGUUCUAAGCUUCUCUAUGAACUAUAAGACAGUGUUCCCUAACCUGCAGCUCUCCAGCUGUUGCAAAACUACA